Molecule: messenger RNA, 300 nt
Organism: Mesorhabditis belari
Lineage: Eukaryota; Metazoa; Nematoda; Chromadorea; Rhabditida; Rhabditidae
Source: the annotation of a GenBank genome assembly
AUGCUCUCUUCCACCAUCUUCCCAACUCAAAACUUCUACAAAUCUUUACAAAGUCUCGUCUUUCUUUUCGUCUAUUUCCAAAUUCUAUUCGCCUAUCCGUAUACAGAAGACCCGACUGAGACUUUUAACGAGCAAACCUGCAGUCCACAAUGCCACGAGCAGGUGUCGGAUUUUCUGUCGUAUCAUGAGUGCUGCGGGGACUCGUGUUGCCAUCGAUAUCGCUUCUGGGUGAUACCUGGAAUGAUUGCAGCGAUGGGGUUUUUCGGCGGCGCUUUCUUCGCUCUGUGCUUUCAAUGUCGG